Molecule: messenger RNA, 3333 nt
Organism: Morus notabilis
Lineage: Eukaryota; Viridiplantae; Streptophyta; Magnoliopsida; Rosales; Moraceae
Product: lysine-specific demethylase JMJ25
Exons: 14
Coding region: 288-3137 (949 amino acids)
Biological process (GO): regulation of transcription by RNA polymerase II
Cellular component (GO): chromatin; histone deacetylase complex
Molecular function (GO): histone H3K9 demethylase activity; chromatin DNA binding; transcription coregulator activity
Source: RefSeq, a predicted model, not a curated record
CACUGGUCUGGUUCUGUAUAGCGAAGAACAGAACAAGUCAAUCCUCUUCCUACGACUAAACAAAAUUCACUUUGAAAACCUUCCCUUAUUUUAUUUGUUUCCUUCUCUUCUCUUCUUUUUCUCUUCAACUCUGAAAUAUGAAGGCUGGAUUUCGUGGCUUCACUAAAUUCACAAUCACGUAUAUUGCCAAGUUUCGCUUUCAUAGAAACCCAACCAAACCCUAAGUUUUAGGUCUGCUUUUAGCAGUAGAAGAUUCUCGAUUUGAUAAAGCAGCCAUUCAUUUGGUAAUGGAUCAUCCACGAUCAACUACCGGGACUGGCGAGGAUAACGUCGGGAUUCCGGAUGAUUUGCGUUGCAAGAGGUCAGAUGGGAAACAAUGGAGAUGCACUGCCAUGUCUAUGCCAGAUAAGACGGUAUGCGAAAAGCACUAUAUCCAGGCAAAGAAGAGGGCAGCGAAUUCCGCAAUGCGGGCUAAUUUGAAGAAAGCUAAGAGGAAGUCAUUGGGUGAAAGUGAUAUUUACUUGGAGAGUAAGAGUGACGAUUUUGAUGUACCACUUGUGAACAUGAAAGAGUAUCCUCUUCAGGCCUCCGGGAAAAAGUACUCAGAGAGGGCACCAAAAAAUAAGUUCCGCUACACACCCGAGACACCACCAGUGAGGAGUUUUUCAAUACGUAAUCCUCCAAAACAGAAUGAUGAUUCGCAGUUAGAUAUUGAGCUGUAUGAAGAGAAUAAUUGGAGGUCAUAUAAGACACCACCUGUUUCUGCUAUGGAUUUAUCCGGGAACAGGUCACAGAGGAUCUUGGAUGCUAAUGCAACAACAGUUUCGGAAUACUCUGAUCAAAGCACAGAAUCCUCUGAAGAGACUGGUGGUCAAACUUGUCAUCAGUGCCGAAGGAGUAAGAGAGAUAACGUUAUUUGGUGUUUUAAAUGUAAUCGAAGAGGGUACUGUGAUAGCUGUGUCUCUACAUGGUACCCAGACAUCUCACUGGAAGAUAUUCAAAGAAUAUGCCCUGCAUGUCGUGGUACUUGCAAUUGUAAAGUUUGCCUUCGUGGAGAUAAUAUGAUAAAGGUAAGGAUAAGAGAGAUCCCUGCUUUAGACAAACUACAGUAUCUCCAUAGUCUGCUGUCUUCAGUGCUUCCGGUUGUUAAGCAAAUCCACCAUGAGCAGUGUUCUGAAGUAGAGCUGGAGAAGAUGCUCCGUGGAACUGAAAUAGAUCUUGCCAGGACAAGAUUGAAUGCAGAUGAACAGAUGUGCUGCAAUUUUUGCCGGAUUCCUAUUAUUGAUUACCAUAGGCAUUGUGCCAAUUGCUCGUACGAUCUGUGUCUUAGUUGCUGUAGAGAUCUUCAGGAAGCAUCUACGCCUUGUAUUAAUGGAGUUGUGGAUAAUAAGAUUGGUGGAAUUCAAGAAAUGGAAACCUUGUUGGAGCAACCGAAAAUACCAAGAGUCAAACAAAACUUUUCAGACAAGUUUCCUGAUUGGAAAGCGAAUGGUGAUGGCAGCAUUCCAUGUCCCCCAAAGGAUUAUGGUGGCUGUGGAUAUCCAUCAUUGAAUUUAAGCCGCAUUUUUAAGAUGAAUUGGGUUGCAAAACUGGUGAAAAAUGUGGAGGAAAUGGUGAGUGGAUGUAGGGUAUACAAUGAUGGCUUACUGGAGAAAACUGAGUUUAAUGAUCAUAGACACUGCCAAUAUGCUAAUAGGGAGGAUGACAGUGAUAAUUUCUUGUUCUGCCCCACAUCUGAAGAUAUUAAAUCAGGCGGAAUUGGUGAUUUUAGAAAGCAUUGGGCCAGAGGUGAACCCAUCAUUGUUAACCAGGUUUUUGAUAGUUCAUCGGUUUCGAGCUGGGAUCCAAUGGCAAUAUGGAGAGGGAUGCAAGAGACUACGGAGGAGAAAUUGAAAGAUGAGAGCAGAAUCGUUAAGGCCAUAGACUGUUUUGAUUGGUCUGAGGUUGAUAUUGAACUUGGUCAGUUCAUAAAAGGAUACUAUGAGGGACGAAUCGAUGGAAAUGGUCAGCCAGAAAUAUUGAAGUUGAAGGAUUGGCCCCCCCCCAGUGCGUCUGAGGAGUUCUUGUUGUACCAGAGACCUGAAUUCAUUAGUAAAUUGCCUCUACUUGAGUAUAUCCACUCCAAGUGGGGUCUUCUGAAUGUUGCAGCAAAACUGCCACAUUACUCUUUGCAAAAUGACGUAGGGCCUAAGAUAUUUAUUUCCUAUGGGACCUAUGAGGAACUAGGUAGAGGCAACUGUGUAAUUAAUCUUCAUUUCAACAUACGCGACAUGGUCUAUCUAUUGGUGCAUACCUGUGAGGCAAAGCUAAAUGGUCAGCAGAGGAUAAAGACUGAGAAUAUGCAAAAUGACAAGGUAUCCAAGGAGAAAGAUUUGCAAGGAAAUCCAAGUGUAGGUCUGGACGAGGGUAGGUUUGGCAGUCACAGUUUGGAUAAUGAAUAUGGCACAAGCUUGGAUGAAAAUAAAGAUGAGAGAAUGAUGGAUCAAGAGAUUGACAAUUCUUCUAGUAUUGAAGGGGAUGCUUUGAGCUGUGAACUGUCAAACAGAGAUGGUGGAGAUGUCUCUGUAAAGACUCAUCCAGGAGUUUUAUGGGAUGUUUUUCGCCGUCGGGAUGUUCCACAAUUGAUACAGUAUCUGAGAAGACAUCAAACAGAAUUUUCGGAGCCCAACAGUGCAAAGAAUGAUUUUGUGACAAAGCCUCUUUAUGAUGAAAGAUAUUUCCUGAAUAGGCAUCAGAUACGAAAACUGAAGAAAGAAUUUGGAAUAGAGCCAUGGUCCUUUGAACAGCAUCCGGGGCAAGCUGUUUUUGUACCAGCUGGAUGCCCUUUCCAAGUUAGGAAUCUUCAGUCCACGGUUCAGUUAGGCCUCGACUUUUUAUCUCCUGAAAGCCUGGGGGAGGCUGUAAAAUUGGCGGAAGAAAUUCGUUGUCUCCCAAAUGACCAUGAAGUAAAACUUCAAGUAUUGGAGGUAGGAAAGAUAUCGCUUUAUGCGGCAAGUUCGGCUAUUAAAGAAGUUCAAAAAUUAGUACUUGAUCCAAAGCUUGGCUCUGAGGUCGGAUUUGAAGAUCCAAAUUUAACAGCAGCAGUUUCCGAGAACAUGGAGAAAAUGCCCAAGCGAAGACAGAUAACUUGUGCUUGAAGUGCUCUCUUGUAUCUAUAGUUUAUAUAUCGAUGACUGACACCCGGAUUGAAUAUCCAAUGUGUAAAUUUGUUAGCGUGAUCUUCUAUUUUUCGUGAACUCAAAAAAGUUACAUAGCGAUUGACACCUCAUCCCAUCAAUCUAACACUUAGAUCAUACUUUGAGUUACUUACGAAAUGUGAAAUGUAAAUUAGAU